This is a messenger RNA of Sebastes umbrosus (honeycomb rockfish), 3524 nucleotides long. It is a transcript of the gene phc3a, whose product is annotated as polyhomeotic homolog 3 (Drosophila). Gene Ontology annotation, molecular function: zinc ion binding; protein binding. The record is from RefSeq and is a predicted model, not a curated record. The coding region runs from base 240 to 2987 and encodes 915 amino acids. Gene Ontology annotation, cellular component: nucleus; PRC1 complex. The transcript is spliced from 15 exons. NCBI's taxonomy places the organism in Eukaryota, Metazoa, Chordata, Actinopteri, Perciformes, Sebastidae.
GUGUCUCUGUGGCUGUGGAAGGUCCUCCCGCACUGCGAGCGGUGCUGUAUCAGCCUGUUUUAUUGCCUGCUGUGUACCGACUGAUUUUUUUUUUAAUCUCCAUUUUAGACAGUAUACUGGCGCAUCAGUGGGCUUCAUGACUGGGACAAUGUGCCGGGCUCUGGUCAGUUCCUGAUGGCCUGAUGGUCCAUCAAUAGCAGGCAGUUUCCUCAGUACUGAAUCGGUGUGUGACCUGGGAGAUGGACAGGCAGCAGCAGGCAGACACUAAUAGGACUGUAGCCACCACCACCCCCUCCACAUCAGCUGCCGUCACCAUGGCAACAGUCAGCUCUGGCAACACCACUUGCACCCAGGCGCCCUCUACUUCCCUCAGCAUCAUCUCACCUGACAGACAGGCGGUCCAGGUGAUCCAGCACGCCAUCCACAGACCUCAGAGCAUGGCGGCCCAGUACCUGCACCAGAUGUACGCAGCCCAGCAGCAGCACCUCAUGCUGCAGACCGCCGCCCUGCAGCAGCACCAGCACAGCCCUCAUCUGCAGAGCCUGGCCACCAUACAGCAGGCUUCGGUCUGUCAGCGGCACCAGUCACCUUCUUCAUCCAGUGGCGGUUUGGUUCAUCAGCCUGCUGGUGUUCCCCAAAACUCAAUUACUUUACCAGCAUCUCCAGUGACAGCCCAGCUGAUUGGCCGAACCCAAACAUCCACGGGUGCUGCAACCACCAUAUCCCAGCAGGCCAUGCUCCUGGGAAACAGACCGGCCAACUGUAACCAAGCUCAGAUGUACCUUCGCACUCAGAUGCUCAUUCUAACCCCCGCAGCCACGGUGGCCGCAGUUCAAUCAGACCUCCCUGCUGUCACCUCCUGCUCCUCUUUACCUACCUCCUCUCAGGUGCAGAAUCUCGCUCUGCGCGCCCACUUGCCUGGAGCUCUGGCCACAGCCCACGGCGUGAUUUUAAAGCCAUCCACCCAGUCGCAAGCCCCGACUCCGACCACAUCUUUAUCCAAGACGUCCGUCUGUGGGCUGAGAAGCAACCAGCUGACUGACCCCUCAACAGAAACAGGACCGGCUGAUGUCAACCGGCUGGCCUCAGGACCCCAGAUUAUAACGCCAGCCUACUCUUCGAUGCAGACCCACGCUCUGGUCAAGCAGCAGCUGUCCUGUCCGCCGGGCCAGCGGGUUGCACACCACCAGCUCAUCCUCCAGCAGGCUGCAGGAGGAGCUCCAAACCACCGGCAUCUCCAGCCCAUCGCCCUCAGAGUAGCACCUCAAGACACCAACUCCAACCCUCUUCCUCUCUCAGUGAAAAGACUGACCACUCCCAGCACCCAGUCUCAUACCCACAAUGACCUCCAGGCCCCUUCUUCUUCUUCUUCUCCAUCUGUCACCAGCAUGUUUGCAUCCUCAGCUCAUACCUCAAUCCCAGCCGCCACUGUACAGCCUCAGCCUCCUCCUCUGGUAGCUGCCCCACAGCGGCGGACCUCAUUCCCACAAGUGCAGAACCAGCCUCCACCUCCUCCUCCACCUCUGGUUCUCCCCAGGCUGCCCCAGAACCCCCCAGCCUCCCUCCAGAGGCUGUCCCUGCACUCCAUCCAGGCUUUGGCCAUCCAGUCGAGACAGAUGCUGCUGAGGGAGCAGGAGCUGCCGGUAGCCGAGGCUCUGGUCCAGAUGCCCUACCAGAACCUCCCACCUCCACAGACAGUAGCUGUUAAUCUGAAAGUGCAUCGGGUCAGACACAAUGAAACUCCAUCGUCGGGGCAAACAUGCAAAGUGAACGGAUUGAGCUCCGUGGAGAGGAAAGAUGAAUGUUCUCCGGUUCCACAGCGAGACAGGACGUUGACACCUCUCACUGGACCUCCUAAGCAGAAUGGUGCAGCAGUGUUGGGUUCAUCCUCCAUCCCAUCCAGUCACUCAGUGAUCAGAUCACCAGUGGUGGAAGAACCCUCCCAGCUCACCACCAGCAGCAGCAACCCUCCUCCUCCUCCAUCUCCUCCUCUACCUCCUCCCAUCCUGCCAGCAGCAGUGAGAGGCCCCAGCCAGCCCCCCUCCUCCCCAGCCAGCGUCCCGGGGAGCCCUGACAGGAUACUAACAACCCACGUCCUCACACACCUCAUAGAGGGCUUCGUCAUCCGAGAAGGCCUGGAACCAUUCCCGGUGGUCUCCUCGCUGUUAGCAGACCAGCAGGCUUCACUUCCUGAAUCUCAGGAGAUCCAAACCAACGGGGAUGCAACAGCAGAGGACAGUCCUCUGGAUGUUGACCAGUCGGAUACAACAGACUCAGAGAUGGAAGACGAUGACCCUGCAGCAGCUGUUGCAGAGCCGAGGGAGAGUGUGGCCGGUGUGCUGCAGUGUGAGUUCUGCGGGAGUCGAGGUUACUCUCACACAUUCCUGCGCUCCAAACGCUUCUGCUCCAUGACGUGUGUCAGAAGGUUCAGUGUGAGCUGCACCAAGCGUAUCACUGUGCUGAGAGCGGGUCGCUGGGGUCACAGGCCGAUGGGCAGGAGAGGACGACCCCCCAGCAGCAGAGUCAACGGAGCCUCCAGAGAACAUAUUCUGAGACAGACUCGUGGGUCGUUUGGCUCAGAGGAGACCCGGCAAAGUUCACUGAGAGAGGAGGAAGAGCUGGAGGAAGAAGAUGAAGAUGAGCCUCCCGUUCCCAUGACAACCAGGCUCCGGAAACAGGCAGAGAGAAACCGAGAGAGGGAGAGAGAGCAGGACAGAGAGGAGGAGCAGCCGGUGACAGACACCAUCAGUGUUUCUGAUGGAGAAGAAGACGUCGGCUGUCCGUCUCAGUGGAACGUACAACAAGUGUUUUCUUAUAUCAACUCCCUGCCAGGUGGUCAGGACGUAGCCGAGGAGUUUCGCUCCCAGGAAAUAGACGGACAGGCUCUGCUGCUUCUAACAGAGGACCACCUGGUCAGCACCAUGAACCUUAAACUGGGACCUGCACUCAAACUGUGUGCCCACAUUAACUCUCUGAAAGAUGCAUAAACAACGCGUUAACAUCCCGACUCUCCCAGAAUGGACGUGUGUUGAUCUGGACCCGGAUGAAGAGAAACAGGAGGACGGGCUUUUUAACAAGGAACAACGAAGCAUCUUUAAGUUGUCUGAUGGACUCGUCCUCAGACUUGCAUAAAAAAACAGACUGCAGUUUUUUCUGAGACCACUGCCAACGAUUUCACUCUUGAGUGAAGUCGUCACACUGUAACAGAUGAUUUUUAACACGAGAUGAGCAGUUCUUUAUAUCUCCUGUAAUGAUUGUAGCAGUUUGACUCCGGCAAUCCAUUUGUUUCAAAAUGGUAAAUGAACAGUUCUUUGUAUCAUUUGUAAACAACUUUACAUUAUUACAGAAAAAAGUUAAAGGAUACUGUCUCAAAGUUUACAAAACAGAUUUACUAUCUUACAGAUGGAGUUUGAUACACUUAUUGUCAGCAAACUAAUGACUUAUGGAACCAAACUGAUGACAAGGUUAUUUAUGAUUUAUUUAUUAUUGUCAUAAUUAAUAUACAAAUAAAACCAUUAAAGUAU